Pundamilia nyererei is the source of this 3055-nucleotide messenger RNA. RefSeq names its product exportin 1 (CRM1 homolog, yeast) b (gene xpo1b). Gene Ontology annotation, molecular function: nuclear export signal receptor activity. The transcript has 13 exons. Gene Ontology annotation, biological process: ribosomal small subunit export from nucleus; protein export from nucleus; ribosomal large subunit export from nucleus. Lineage: Eukaryota; Metazoa; Chordata; Actinopteri; Cichliformes; Cichlidae. Gene Ontology annotation, cellular component: nucleus; cytoplasm. The record is from RefSeq and is a predicted model, not a curated record.
GUAAGUCGGAUGGCCAAGCCAGAGGAGGUCCUGGUGGUGGAGAAUGAUCAGGGGGAGGUGGUCAGGGAGUUCAUGAAGGACACAGAUUCCAUCAAUCUCUACAAGAAUAUGAGGGAGACCCUUGUGUACCUGACUCACUUGGAUUAUGCGGACACAGAACGCAUAAUGACAGAGAAGCUUCACAACCAGGUAAAUGGUACUGAAUGGUCCUGGAAGAACCUCAACACACUGUGCUGGGCCAUUGGAUCCAUCAGUGGGGCUAUGCACGAGGAGGAUGAGAAGAGGUUCCUUGUUACUGUCAUUAAGGAUCUGCUGGGUCUCUGUGAGCAGAAGCGAGGAAAAGACAACAAGGCCAUCAUCGCCUCUAACAUCAUGUACAUUGUUGGCCAGUACCCUCGUUUUCUUAGAGCCCACUGGAAGUUCCUCAAAACUGUUGUGAACAAGCUCUUUGAGUUCAUGCAUGAGACCCAUGAUGGAGUUCAGGACAUGGCGUGCGACACCUUCAUUAAGAUUGCCCAGAAGUGUCGGCGCCACUUUAUCCAGGUGCAGGUGGGAGAGGUGAUGCCCUUCAUCGAUGAGAUCCUCAACAACAUUAACACGAUCAUCUGUGACCUUCAGCCUCAGCAGGUGCACACGUUUUAUGAGGCAGUAGGGUACAUGAUCGGGGCACAGACCGACCAGGCUGUUCAGGAGCACCUGAUAGAGAAAUAUAUGCUGCUGCCCAAUCAAGUGUGGGACAGUAUCAUCCAGCAGGCCACCAAGAACGUGGACAUCUUGAAGGACCCAGAAACCGUCAAACAGCUGGGCAGCAUUCUUAAGACCAAUGUCAGGGCCUGCAAGGCAGUGGGACACCCCUUUGUUAUCCAGCUGGGACGGAUUUACCUUGACAUGCUCAACGUGUACAAGUGCCUCAGCGAGAACAUCUCUGCUGCCAUUCAGACAAACGGUGAGAUGGUGACAAAGCAGCCACUGAUCCGGAGUAUGAGAACAGUGAAACGGGAGACUCUGAAGCUGAUCUCAGGCUGGGUCAGCCGAUCAAACGACCCACAGAUGGUUGGUGAGAACUUUGUUCCCCCCCUGCUGGAUGCCGUCCUCAUUGACUACCAACGCAAUGUCCCUGCCGCCCGUGAGCCUGAAGUCCUCAGCACCAUGGCAACUAUUGUCAACAAGCUGGGGGGGCACAUCACCAGCGAGAUACCCCAGAUCUUUGAUGCCGUCUUUGAGUGCACUCUAAACAUGAUCAACAAGAACUUUGAGGAGUAUCCAGAGCACAGGACCCACUUCUUCUACCUGCUCCAAGCUGUAAACUCGCACUGCUUCCCCGCAUUCCUUGCCAUCCCUCCAGCCCAGUUCAAACUAGUGCUGGACUCCAUCAUCUGGGCCUUUAAGCACACCAUGAGGAACGUGGCUGACACUGGUCUGCAGAUUCUGUACACCUUGCUGCAGAAUGUGGCCCAGGAGGAGGCAGCCGCUCAAAGUUUCUACCAGACGUAUUUCUGCGAUAUCCUGCAGCACAUUUUCUCUGUGGUCACUGACACAUCGCACACUGCUGGUGAGCUCACACACAAUUGAUGCCGUUCAGUUGUUUGAAUCUGCAGUCGUCCAAAUGAUAUUUAUACUUUCAAAAAAUGUUGGCGUCUGCUGUGCAGGUCAGAUGAACAUGUUUAUGUUAAAAUCAUUGGCUCGGAUCACAGUAAGGCUGUAGUAGUUCAGUACAACCUUUUAAAGGGACUAGUUUGAAAAAUGGAAGAUGCUCAGGUGAAGGUGUUUGUGACAGGGCUGUUCAGCUUAAACCAGGACAUUCCUGCCUUCAAGGAGCAUCUGAGGGACUUCCUCGUCCAGAUAAAGGAGUUUGCAGGUGAGGACACCUCGGACCUUUUUCUGGAGGAGAGGGAGGCUUCACUCCGACAGGCCCAGGAGGAGAAACACAAGAUCCAGAUGUCGGUGCCCGGCAUCCUGAAUCCUCACGAGAUCCCAGAGGAGAUGUGUGACUGAGCGCCUGCUCAGUCUAACUGUACAGUACUCCAAACUUAACCCUAACCACAGCAAACACAACAAAACCCAAGAGAGGCACUUGAGUGUGGUGGGAGGCCGUGGGCCAUCCCAUUGGAUGUUUGUUGACCAAAAUAAUGCCAAUACUCUGUAAAUGAUUACCGCAUCACCCUGUGGUCCUUUUUACAUGAUCUGCGUUUUCUAUGGAGACUUUUUGUGUAAUAACUUUCCAAAACUGUUAAUCUAGCUUACGUUCUGUUGGUCUCUGGCCCUUCUCAGACCUGCAUGAUGAAGUUAUAACGAUUAGGACAAGUUAACCAUGUUGUUUUGGAUCAGUUUCCGUCACUUCCCUGGUUCUGUUUCCUAGUUCUUCCCUCUUUCCCAUCUCUUUGUUUAUAUAUAGAUCUAUUCUACACCCAGUGUGGGCAGGGGAGGGCGGGGGUGUUGUGAAAAUCGGCCCAUGUGUUGAGUUGGCAUAGAAGCUUCUAGACCCGUGGUGUGACAGAAAGUGGUCUUUUAGAGGCGCACGCACCGCUUGUUUGGUGCCCCACGGCAUUGUGGGAGAAUGUGAAUCUAAUGGAAAAUGAAUGAAGGCUGAGAGACGCUGCUCGUGCAGCAGCAUCUUGUUGCUCAUGACUUUCUGCUUCACCCAAAAAACUGAGCUGCUGCUGCCAGCGUGAGGUUUUUCAGGGAAAGCAAAAGCGAAUAUGUGCAUAUCAUCCCAAUUGUAUAGCAUCUUUAAUACCAUGGGAACAUUUUUUUUUCCUCUUAUUCUGUUAUUUCUUUUUGUUGUGGGUGUGCGCGCGUGUGUGCUGUCGCCUAGUCGACAUCAGCGUUUUGUUUUCCUCUAAGAGGAUUGUUGCUCAUUUGUGAGCCUUCAUUAAUGGGAUGUUUUAAGGAAGUGGCGGAGGUAUUUAUGGGCUCUUUGGUUGGUUGCAUCUUUAUAACAACUCCUGUUUAACUCAGAUGGCUUUUGAUUUUGAAUUGUACUAAUUUAGAUUGUUUACCAUGCAGUAGUGCUUCAAGACACUACCUUUAGAGCAAAAUGAGAAAUAAACCUGGG